Messenger RNA from Eimeria tenella, 202 nucleotides. RefSeq lists its product as uncharacterized. The record is from RefSeq and is a predicted model, not a curated record. Lineage: Eukaryota; Apicomplexa; Conoidasida; Eucoccidiorida; Eimeriidae. The annotation marks the transcript as partial. Gene Ontology annotation, molecular function: metallocarboxypeptidase activity; zinc ion binding. The transcript is spliced from 2 exons. Gene Ontology annotation, biological process: proteolysis.
GCUAACGUGCGGCCGCGACACUUGUCGCGUGCCUUAUCUGGAGUUGGGCCUUCGCAGCGAACUCAACAGAAGCACACCCACGAUUUUCUACAGUGGUUUGCUGCACGGCGACGAAGUGGUGGGCCCAACAGUCGCGGUUUACAUGGUGGCCCUUCUUGCCUCUCAGUUCUCUGAAAUUGACGAGGUCAUCCUCAAACCCUAA